UCUUCUAGUGAUCCAACAUGGCGGAACAAGGUGAGAAGAAGGAGAACCCCAUGAGAGAGCUUCGCAUCCGCAAGCUCUGCCUGAACAUCUGCGUCGGUGAGAGCGGAGACAGGCUGACCCGUGCUGCUAAGGUGCUGGAGCAGCUCACAGGGCAGACUCCCGUCUUCUCCAAGGCCCGCUACACCGUGCGAUCCUUCGGCAUCCGCAGAAAUGAAAAGAUUGCUGUCCACUGCACCGUCCGUGGAGCCAAAGCAGAGGAGAUCCUUGAGAAAGGACUCAAGGUGCGUGAGUACGAGUUGAGAAAGAACAACUUCUCUGAUACCGGAAACUUCGGCUUCGGUAUCCAGGAACACAUUGACCUGGGUAUUAAGUACGACCCCAGCAUCGGCAUCUACGGACUGGACUUCUACGUGGUUCUGGGCAGACCCGGCUUCAGCAUCGCCGACAAGAAGCGGAAAAGAGGCCGCAUCGGUUUCAGGCACCGCAUCCGUAAAGAGGAAGCCAUGCGCUGGUUCCAGCAGAAAUAUGACGGCAUCAUCCUCCCCGGCAAGUAAAGGACCACCUUUUUGAUGUUUGACAAAUAAAAACGAAAAAAAGGAAUCUUGUUUGAAUUUUCUGCGUUACUUGAUAAGUGUACAUGGUUUGGACAUGGCUACUUAUUGUCAUUGUGGGAAGACCGCUCAAGUGAUCCUUGGCUCAUGGAAAAGGGCAAGAAAAUGCCACUAAAUGUUUUAUGCUUCAUAUUAUAUCUCCACUACAAUUUGACCGCUCAUUCUAAACGUUACAUUGUUUAAGAAACAAUGCAUUGAGCAUACAGAGAUCCAUUUUCUUUUUUUUAACAGUAAAUACAUUUUCCACACUUUGAUGUGAGCAUGUUUUUAACAUUGCUUCACAUCAGCUCAUAUUUCCAAUGUAACGUAGUUCACACGCAGUAUUUACCUGAGUAAUAUCAGAAUUCUUCCACGGUUUGAGGUGUCAAUCAACACCUCUUGUAAAGUGAUCUUUAUAGCUUGAUCCAAGGAUCAAUUUACUCUAAAUCUAAAAUUUGAAUGUUUCGUGAAUGUCAAAGCUUGGCUUUUGUUCCGUUGGACUACAUUUCCCAGAAGUCUCAUAGAAAUGGAAAAUAAGACAAAUGGGCAUGAAUUGAUCACUUAGGCUUUAUUCAGUGAAACAACCAACACAGAUCUCAUCCAGCAUUGAUUUAUCCAAUCAGAUGAGCAGAUGCACCUCACGUGACUUUCCUCCUGCUGGCGUCUCACUGGUUCUUCAGUUGAUGGAUUCUUAGUUUCAGUAAAAAUUGGUCAAACACUUUAAAACUAACCAGGAUUCGGUUCAGUUAUAUUUACAUUUUUUAUUUUUAUUUUUAGAUCUUUUAAAUAUCCGUUAUUUUCCUCCUUCAGUAUACAUUUUGCAUGUAAUUUUACUUUCAUUAAUAUCUGCCGGGUUGAGCUCACAUCGCCUUCCUCUUGUGUUCACCUCGUAAUCCCUUCCACAUCGCCUGUAUGAAAUAUAUCUCGGUAAAUGUUAUAUUUUGUCAGUUGAGCUACACUAUUGCGAGAUGACCAUAAAAUAAAUCUGAAUAUAGACGCUUGUUUAUUGACAACCUGCUAGAUUGUUAAUCCUAAUGUUACAAUUGGCUCAUAUUCAUUUCUCACACACACAAUGUUCAGUUGAACGCUACAUACGCACCGCUGAAAUACAUCUACACAAACUCUUAAUAGUUCAACACUCAAACGCUGAAAGCCAAUGUUCCCGUCUUCUUUCAUCCUCCUCCACCCAUCACCUCCACUAUAGAAAUUCUUCUCGUAUUCACAUUUUUUUUUUUUUCUUUCCAUCGAUAUCAAACCUCCAGAGAUCACUUUGGAUCAAGCAACCUUUUUUUCUUCCUACAUAACCAGCUCAUGGACAUAUAGAUUGGUUUCUGGCUUUAUACGUUGUGCAGCUUUCUUAUUUAUAUCAAUACAGGUCGGAUGUCAAGUAAAUAUGAAGAAAUAGCUAGAUUUCUAAUUCUUAGUAAUUGUGACUCCAUUUAAGCUUAUUAAAAA
Molecule: messenger RNA, 2045 nt
Organism: Gasterosteus aculeatus aculeatus (three-spined stickleback)
Lineage: Eukaryota; Metazoa; Chordata; Actinopteri; Perciformes; Gasterosteidae
Gene: rpl11
Product: ribosomal protein L11
Biological process (GO): translation
Cellular component (GO): ribosome
Molecular function (GO): structural constituent of ribosome
Source: RefSeq, a predicted model, not a curated record